AUGGUCCUGGACCCCCAGUUGUCAAGCAACAUACUGUCACACUUCCCUCGAUUCAAAGACGUCAAAGGAUUGAUUGAACAAGAUUUUGUUCUGAUGUUUGGUGAGGAUGUAUCUGGCAAGUUUCUGGAGAAAUGGCCAACAAUGUUCAAGGAGAAGAUAAUCAAGCAGUGCAGAAAGCUUCCCUCCACCACAGAGCUAAAUGACCUCCUAUUGGCUGCAGAUCCUCAGGAGGAUGAUGCUGAUGGUGCUGACUUUGGCUGGGAUAGUGACUUUGCUUCUAUUUUGUUGCUUCUGCAUCUUGUUCCACCCACUGCUCAAGGCCGUAAGAAACCGGGGAAGAUGUCAGCAUCUCAAGCAGAAAAACAUCUUGUGGUCUUCAAGAAGAGUGGCACAAGUAUCGAAGAACAUCUCGACACCAUCACUUCUAGCACUCAGCCUUAUCUCCUUGCUGUUGGCACCCAAAGGAACAGGAUCAGCCAGUACUUCAUUAUCCUGGACAAGACUGCCAUCCCCUGUAUGUCUAACUCCUCUUUAAGUUCUUUUGAUGAGUUGUUUAAGGCACAUUUUGUGUUUGGCACAUCAUACCACACCAUGUUGUACAACAUGUACACAUUCAUUCAGACCACAAUUUACAAUAUUGAUGUUGGCAAGGUGAGGGAGAGACCCCGUAUUGCAGAAAUAAGAGCAAGGUUACUUCAUUAGUGUUUCUAUGAAGUGCAGUGUUUGCCGAGCUGAGUUCCAGAGUUCAAAUUUGCUUGUUAGGCAUAUCAAACUGUUCCAUGGGUUUCUUCCAGGAAAAACCCUCCGUCUUAGAUGUGUUGAGACUGGAUGUGGUCGUGUGUUUGGUUCCUUCUCUGGGUUUAGAAAGCACUUAAAUGCCAAGCACAGUGACCAUAGUGCAACAGCUACUGAAUUGGCUGAUGUUGUCCCAGAUGUUGGUGGCAGUUGUCAAAGUGAGACACACAUGGGUUACAUGGAAGAGAGAACUUCAGAUGAGCUUCAACCUUCUAACAAGAGCACUCUAGAUAUAUGCGCCUCUGCAGUUGCACAGCUUAAGGCAGCUGGUUUAAGUCAGUCAACCCUGAAUGGUUUUGUUUCUUGCAUGGAGGAAGCUUUUACUGAGAUCCACAUUCAGGCUAAAAAUGCAGCUUUACAGUGUUUGUCUUCACAGGAUACAGAAAUUAUGAACAAAAUUGAGCAGUCCUUUCAUAUGCUUGAGAAUCCAUUUACACCCAUAAAUUCAGAAAGUAAACGAGUAAAACAUUUUGCUGAGAAAUGGAAAAUUGUUGACCCAGUUGAAAAGGUUCUUGGCACACGAUUUGAUAGUAGAAGAAACAAAUCUACUGGUACCUAUGAGCAAGUUGUUGUUACUGAUAAAUUUGCAUACAUCCCAAUUUUGGAAACCCUAAAAACUGUUUAUCUAAACCCUAAUCUGGCCGUAAUUUUAAACAGUCCACAUAAUGAAAAUGAAGGCACAUAUUCGGACAUAAUGGAUGCCACCUAUCUGAAAGAAAAUCUUCUCUUCUCUCAGAAGAUAGAUGCUUUGCAGAUUCAGUUGUUUUAUGAUGAUUUUGAAACUGCAAAUCCUCUAGGCUCCAAAAAGGGGAUUCACAAAUUGGGUGCCAUUUAUUUUACAUUGAGGAAUUUCCCACCGGUUUAUAAUUCUUCACUAUCAAAUAUUUACUUGUGUGCUCUUUUUCAUGCCCAAGAUGUC
Molecule: messenger RNA, 1714 nt
Organism: Boleophthalmus pectinirostris (great blue-spotted mudskipper)
Lineage: Eukaryota; Metazoa; Chordata; Actinopteri; Gobiiformes; Gobiidae
Exons: 4
Coding region: 1-702 (233 amino acids)
Source: RefSeq, a predicted model, not a curated record